Messenger RNA from Uranotaenia lowii, 5114 nucleotides. Its product is annotated as remodeling and spacing factor 1-like. Gene Ontology annotation, cellular component: RSF complex. Lineage: Eukaryota; Metazoa; Arthropoda; Insecta; Diptera; Culicidae. Bases 217 to 5076 code for a protein of 1619 amino acids. The transcript has 6 exons. The record is from RefSeq and is a predicted model, not a curated record. Gene Ontology annotation, biological process: regulation of DNA-templated transcription.
AAGCGUGUAUCCUAAUUUUUCCGUAAAAAAACAAUGGCCGAGUUUGUGUUCUUCGUGUUGGAACAUUUUUGUUUUGUUUCAUAAGUGAGGUAAAAAAAUUGAGGAAUUCUAUAUGUUUGAAACCCAGAACAAGGUUGAUUAUAUCGUGUGAUGUUUGUGCGUUGUAAAAUUAUCGGACAAUUACGCGGCGAGAACCAUUUCAAGUGAUAGCGAACAAUGGCGUCCGGUGAAGCGCAUAAUCCAAAUUCGUGCAUAAAUGAUCCUAAUUUCACAGCAAUAUGCAUGUUUCUGGAAAGGUUUUCGAAGGAUUGUGGAAUCGAUGAAUUGAAUAUCUCCGCACUUUCAAGGAUGUUGGAAGAUAAUUCGAAUGUUUCUCCAGCUCUGGAAGAUAUGCAUACAAAACUUUUACGUAAAAUAAAAAAAAUGGUUCCAUCAGGAAAAUGGGAAAAUACACUAGCAAAGUUCGCUCAUUCAUACUCCAGCCAAGAUGCAUGGGAGAUAGAACGUUUUGGAUACAAAAAUGCUAGCGUUGUCGUUAAAACGCGCAUAUUGAAGGCUUUGUUAGAGGCACAAUUUGACCGCAACAUGAAAUUCAAAUCCAAUAUCAACACAGUUGCAGCGAAAUCGCUUAGAUCAGAACCUGUUGGAAAAGACAAACUGGGAAAUAUAUAUUGGUGUAUAAUGGAUCGUUACAGCAAUAUCAAAAUAUUUCAAGAAAAUGCAGAUGAAGAAACUUGGCGACUGGUUGCUAGUGAUCGCGAAGAAGUUAAAAAUUUGAUCCACAAACUAAAAAUGAACGAUAUGGAUGCUCUUGUUGUUGCAAAUGUCAUGGAUGAAGAUACAAGUAGUAACAGUGCAUCAGUACAUUCAGAUGAAAAAAAUAAUGUUAAUGUGGAAACCAAAGAGCACGUUAUUGAUAUAAAUGGUACCUCAAACAAGUUUGAAAACAAUCGCAUGUUUAAGCAACACAAUGACUCAUCUGAGGAUGGUGUAUCUGGUUUUCUUACUACACAGACAGAUAAAAAAAUCAUAGAAUUUGAAAAUACAGUCAUGGAUAAAAACGAAAGCUUGGAAGCUACAAAACAGGAAGGCACUGCAACAUCAUCCAAAACUACACAAAAUGAAAAUCAUCAUCCACUCGGUGACGAUAACCAUACGUCUACCCAUGCUAACAACACUGAUAAUUCAUCUGAUAACCCCAUAGUUGGGCCAGCUGUAGUAGAGCCAAUACUCAGAAUAAAUGGUGAAGGAUCGGGAAAGGAAUGUGAAACGGCACCAAUAUUUAGCGAUGUCAUCGAUGAGCCUGUUUUUUAUGUAUACGGAUUAGGGAAUGGAGUAGAAAAUGAAAUGGGUAAUAUAAAAAAAACUAAGGAAUGCAACCCAAGUACUGGGACGGCACCUUCGUCACCAUUUCAAAAACUAGAUAAUAUUGCUAAAGAGACUAUGGAAAAACUAUCACCUUCAAAAUCAACAAACCUUCCAUUAAAAAAAAAGAUAAACAAUGAUUACAGUAAUGAUUUAACCGCAACAGCGCAAAGAUCUGAAAUAGAAGAAAAUGACCUUGCACACAGAAAAAAUCCAAGUAAUAAAGACCAAGGAAGCCCGAAAAGUAUUAAUAUUGAUGCAAAAGUUAAAAUUGAGAAUGCACCCGAAGAAGAAAAUUCAAUGAGCAAAACUGCAACAGAAACUCUGGUACCAAAUUCUUUUGGUAGAAACGCAUCGAAAGAAUUAAACGAUUACCAGGAAAAAAAUCAAUCGAAUCCGUGCAGUGCAACUAAUCUUCAAAUGAACAUGCCCUUGUCGGCAGAAAAAAUAAACAAAACAUCAAUGCCCAACAAUGUUAGUGAGAAUGAAAGUGACAAAUCUGCAUCACAGGAAACUAUUGGAGAAAACGUCAUUUUGAAUGAAUGUAAAACAACCAAGAAGAAAACUAGAGGGAAAAAAACUACAGAUGGCAUUGAUAUUUCGCUGAUAAUUAAUGAUAACCUAGAAAGCGGACCACCAAUCAGACAGUCAAGAAGAAUUGCGCAGCAAAAGAUUAAAGAAGAAACUAAUCGACGUCUCAUAGAAGAAAAAAUGCUUCGAGAAAUGAAAGCUGAGGCUUUAAAAAAGAAAAAAAAGUGUGAAACUCUCGCCUCUGACGACGAAGAUUAUGUAGCAUCUGCAGUAUCGGAAGAAGAAGACGAAGAAAAUUCUAAAAGCAAUGAAUCUAAAGCAAAAAAAAAGAAAAGUGAUAAACCAUGGAUGACAUCAUCAUCGGAAAGUAGCAGUGAGUCAGAGCCUGAGGAAUAUGAUAUAGAACCAGAACAUUCUGAUGGGGGACGUCAACCUGCUAAAUCUGAUCAUGAAUUUUCACCGGAAUCAGAUUUAGAAGAUGAUAGCUUUGUACCAACGCGCAGAGCUAGAACAGUUCGAGCCGAAAGGUAUGAUGACAGCGAUGAUCAUAUUGUUGAUUCGAAUGAAGAACAUGCUUGCCAAAAAUGUGGUCAAAAUGAUCAUCCUGAGUGGAUUUUAUUAUGCGAUUCAUGUGACAAAGGAUAUCAUUGUUCUUGUUUGGUUCCUGUUUUAUUCGUGAUUCCUGAAGGAGACUGGUUUUGCCCUAUUUGCCAACAUGAUAAAUUGAUAAGAAACCUUCAUCAAAAGUUACAGCAAUAUGAUGAAUGGUAUAAAAUAUAUGAAAUUCAAGAAUCUGAGAGAAUAUUACGGGAAAAGCAGAUAGAAGAAGACAAAAAGAUUUUAGAUGCACAAUUCAAAAAACAGAUCAAAGUAUCUGAUAGAAUAUAUAAAGAUAGUGAUAUUAAUAUCGAUCAAUCAAAAGGCGAAUCGGAUGACAGUUCAUCGUCUUCCGAAAGCAAUAGUCGAAAAUCUAGCGGGUCAGAUGAAGAUGAUAUUCCCAUUUACAAAUUACGGCGCCGGAACCAAAUCACAACGAGUUACCGUUUUAAUGAGUAUGAUGAUCUGAUCAAUUCAGCAAUCACUCGUCUAUCACCUGAAAAUGAAAGCGAUGAUGGUUUUGUAGGAGGAAAAGACAUAAGAAAUAUUAUUGCGGCUGAAAAACGGCAUCAAGUGCUAAAAUCAGGCAGUGCAUCACCAGUUGUCGAACUUCAUGUCAGUCGCAAAAAUAAGAAAAAGAAAAAAAAAUUAAAUAAUUUAGACGCGUUAUCGGAUGAAGAUGACGGAUCGGAUGAGGAUUUCAAGGAAUCAUCCAGCGACGAAGAAGAUGAAAGCUAUUCCGCAUCUGAAGUAAGCGAAAGUUCUUUAGAGCUGGGUUAUUCUAGAAAACAACGAGCAGCUGCUAAGCGUAAACUCGAUAAAAGAUUUAUCAACGACGAUGAAGAUGAAAGUGAUGAAAGCACAUAUAAUAUAAGAAAACGAAUUUCAAAAAACAAAACAAAAAUAGAAGAUUCAGAAGAGUUUGAUGAAGACGAUGACUUAACUGAAAGUGAAGAAAUAGAUAGCGCUGAUUUAUGUAGCGAUACAGAAACUGAUAGCAGUGAGAACAGUAAUAGGAGAAAGAAAACUUCGAAAUCCACAAAAAAUGUCUUAUUUAAAAAUGCAUUGAACAUUAAAAAAAGGAAAAAAGUGAAAAGGGUUGAGGAUAAAUCUUAUAAAAUGGGUUCCAAAAAGCCCAUUGUAAAUUUGAAGUCAGAUACAGAUUCAUCGGAUGAUGAUAAUGUUUUAAGCAGUAUUGGAAAACGCAAAACUAGGGGUAAAAAGCUGCAUUAUAUAUUGGAUGAUGAAUUCGAAAGCUCCGAUGACGGAAUAAGACCUGGUGUUCACCGACCGGACACUCCACCCGAAGAACGUGAACAGUUUAUUAAAAAACAAGAGGAAAUCAAAAGAAUGUUAGCUGAAAAGAACGCUGCCGCAGCUAAAGAAUUGGCAACACCUAAACACAGCUUAGUGAGGGAUUUAACCGACAAAAGCAACACGUCACUUUUCAAUAUUCCACCACAAGUUAUUGAAAGCGCGAAAGUUUUAGACAUAGAUUUCUUGAAAAGUUCAAGAAGUUUAGAAUUAGAUGAAAAUGAAGAAGACUUGGAUGUCAACUUUCCGGACCCAGAUGAUGUAAAUGAAGAAGAGCUGGCAAAAAUUAUGGAAGAUGAGGAUUUCGCACAACAUCAACUUAAGUUAGAUGACGAAGACUUAAUACGAAGCAAAAGUAUUGUUGAGAAUUCACCUCGCAAGAAAGGGCGGGAUUUUGAAAGUAUUGAUCCCACGGAAAUAACAAAAUCUGUUCGUAACAUGGCUCCUUCAAAAGAUGCACCUAAAUGUCUAAUACCAAUUUCUGAAGCUGCUCCAAUUCUCAACAGCGAACGAGUACUGCAUAGUUUCAAUAAUAUAAUUCCUCAAGAAACCGAUUCAUCAAGCCUUUUACAACAGAUGAAACAGCAAGCGAUACCGUUAAAUGAGUCGUUAGAUUCUCCCCCUGUACUGAACAGUGAUCGAAUAUUUGCAUCAUCUUCAGUUAUUAACUAUUCACUGAACAAAACAGUUAAUACUCAAGUUGCUGCAUUACCUGUACUUGAAUCAAAGGAAAUCGUUGAUGUCAGAAGAAGGCGACGAAAAAAAAUUACACCGUUACGAAACGAUUUGUAUCGGGGAAUACUAAAUGGACCACCAUUAAAUCAACCAAAGCCUAUCAUGUACCAUAAUCCACUAGUGGCAACGAAUUCUUCAAACCCCGUUACAUCUGAUGAUUCAUCACUACCCUUUUCGGCAUCCAAACCUAAUGAGUCCACAGUUUAUGCGACCAAUCCUGAAAAACAUGCUCAUUUGGAACAUGCUCGAUUCAGUACUCCAAAUACUUAUUCUCUUCCGAAUUAUUCACAAAACUAUUGCCAUACCGUUAAUACAGAAAUUGAUAAAACACAAUCAAUAGUACUGGAAGGGUCACAACCGAGGCAAUCGUCACCAAAAACUUUUACAACAUUGGAAACUGUUCGCCACGACACACCGCGCCCAGAAAAUACAGUAGAUAGCAUACAGACUGAUCGAGAAGAAACAGAAUGUACCAGUGAGUUCAGCGGCUUAGUAAGUUAUUUCAGUUCUCAACAAAAUGAAUUGAAUGCUUAAUAUAAAACUUAUUUUAUUGAAUAAAAACGUAAAUUGUU